UUAAUCCUGGAUGUCAGCCAUGACAGGACAUUAAUUAAUGUCAUCAUAUAGCAAUUUGCAUGCAGGCAGCUUUAUCCUCAUCUCAGGCAUCCAAGCAAGCAUUUAUCUAUGGCAAGUAUUCCUCAAAUCUCAGCUGCUGCUAGAAGGUAUGCUUAAUGGUUUUAUUACUUCUCUUACAAAUGUCAAAUAUUAUUCUUUUACAAAUGUCUUCAUUCUGGUUCUUUCUCUUCUGUUCAAAUUUAUAUACACACAUUGGCUACAAGGUAAGGUGGCACUAAUUACCGGUGGCGCUAGUGGGAUCGGGGAAAGUACUGCAAGACUCUUCUCUAGACAUGGGGCUAAGGUUGUGAUCGCUGACAUCCAAGACAACUUAGGCCUCUCUGUUUGCAAAGAUUUAAGUCCUACCUCUGCCUCCUUCGUCCACUGCGACGUGACCAACGAAAAGGAGGUUGAAAAUGCCGUCAACCUUGCUGUUGCUACGCAUGGAAAACUCGACAUUAUGUUCAACAAUGCAGGCAUAGCUGGAGAGGCCAAACCCCACAUCCUUGAUAACGACAAAACUGAAUUUGAGAGAGUCCUGAAUGUGAAUGUAGUAGGUGCCUUCUUGGGAACCAAACAUGCGGCUCGGGUGAUGAUUCCAGCUGGUAAUGGCAGCAUAAUUACUACUGCCAGCGUUUGUUCUACUGUUGGAGGGGGUGCAUCUCAUGCUUACACUAGUUCGAAGCAUGCAGUGGUGGGACUUGCAAGGAAUGCAGCGGUGGAGCUCGGAAAAUAUGGCAUUCGUGUGAACUGUGUGUCGCCAUAUCUGGUUGCCACUCCACUAGCAAAGGACUUAUUCAAAUUGGAUGAUGAUGGAGUAUCCGGUGUAUAUUCCAACCUUAAAGGAAAGGUUCUUAACGCAGAAGAUGUGGCUGAGGCUGCUCUCUACUUGGCCGGUGAUGAAUCCAAGUAUGUGAGUGGGCAUAAUCUUUUAGUAGACGGAGGUUUUACCGUAGUAAAUCCAUCUUUCGGUAUAUUUUGAGGAAAUGAUUUAAGGUUUUUAAUCCAUGAUUUGGUUCACAGUAGUUUGUAUUUGUUAUAUGAAACUACCUAGGUGUGAAUAGGUAGUUCUUUUCCUUUUUAGUCCAAGUUUUUAUUUUUUA
Molecule: messenger RNA, 1142 nt
Organism: Vitis vinifera (wine grape)
Lineage: Eukaryota; Viridiplantae; Streptophyta; Magnoliopsida; Vitales; Vitaceae
Product: borneol dehydrogenase, mitochondrial
Exons: 2
Coding region: 38-1021 (327 amino acids)
Molecular function (GO): oxidoreductase activity, acting on the CH-OH group of donors, NAD or NADP as acceptor
Source: RefSeq, a predicted model, not a curated record